Molecule: messenger RNA, 815 nt
Organism: Onthophagus taurus
Lineage: Eukaryota; Metazoa; Arthropoda; Insecta; Coleoptera; Scarabaeidae
Source: RefSeq, a predicted model, not a curated record
UUUUCCCAAAAAAAAAUUAUAAUUAUAUAUAAUAGUAAAUUUAACUUGUAAAUAAAAUCCAAUAAUUAAGAUAUGUUUAUAACAAGUUCCGUUAACAUUCCAUUGGCGAUAUUCACAGUAAUUCUAAGAAGAUUAAUCGAUCGACUUCGAGAUCCUCCGCCAGCUCUUCAAGUAGUGGUGUCGGGAAAUUUUCUUCAACAAUACCCAAAUUUCAAACCAAUCGUUUACGGUUACGUCAUAUUCGCGGUGUUACGUUACGUAAUUAAACAUGUCAAGAGAGGCACCAUGAUGGAUUCUAUUCGAAAAUUAUUAACACCAGCAAAAUCAUGCAGAAGUAAACCAAAAUUAACGCGAUUUCUCACAAACGAGUCUUGGAUGUUGAGGAAUUUAACGAAGAAUAGGUCGUCGAAGCAUAAAGCUUUAUCGUUCGUAUCAACUUUAAUCGAUGAUGAAUCAGUAGAACCAACAUCUUCACGUUAUGGCACUGAAAAUACUUGUACUUGCGGUUUGAGUACAACCAUGUUGAACCCGUAUUUUAUUCCUAAAUUAAAUAAUCGCAAAAAUGAUGAGGAAUCACGAGAAAUUGAAGAUUCAAAUGAAACUGUGGAUGAUGAUAAUAAUGGAAAUUCCACAAGAACUUGUGAUGUAGGUUGUUUGAGGAAGCGAAAUGUUAGAGCUGAUAGAGAUGGAGUGAAUGCAGCGGAAUUGGCUUAUACUAAAACGAGAAGUGGGAAAAAAUAUUAUCGGGUCACUCCUGUACGUAAAAAGAAUGGAUAAUAAAUUUUUUGUGGUAAAAUUAAAUUUGUUGUUAUUGG